AUGUGGUCAGGUCUAUAUAACCGCAGAGGCAGACUUGGACGUCAUCACCUCUCAGGAAGUUGACGGCGUGCUGAGGAACUCGCCACCAUGGCACCGAAGAAGGCGAAGAAGAAGACGACCGAGGCGGGAUCCAACGUGUUCAGCAUGUUCGAACAGUCACAGAUCCAAGAGUUCAAGGAGGCCUUCACCAUCAUGGACCAGAACAGAGAUGGUUUCAUCGACAAAGGCGACCUGAGAGACACGUACGCUGCUCUCGGUCGUCUCAAUGUUGGUAACGAUGAGCUGGACGAGAUGAUGAAGGAGGCUCCUGGACCCAUCAACUUCACCAUCUUCCUAGCCAUGUUUGGUGAGAAGCUCAAAGGAACUGACCCGGAGGAAACCAUCCUGAACGCCUUCAAGAUCUUUGACCCUGAAGGAAAAGGCAUCCUAAGAGGAGAGGACAUCAAGUAUCACCUGAUGUCUCAGGCCGACAAGUUCACUGAGGAUGAGGUAAACCAGAUGUUCACGAACUUUCCUCUGGACGUCGCUGGAAACCUGGACUAUAAGAACCUGUGUUACGUUAUCACUCACGGAGAGGACAAAGAGCAGGAGUGA
This is a messenger RNA of Chelmon rostratus (copperband butterflyfish), 594 nucleotides long. RefSeq names its product myosin, light chain 10, regulatory (gene myl10). Lineage: Eukaryota; Metazoa; Chordata; Actinopteri; Chaetodontiformes; Chaetodontidae. Gene Ontology annotation, molecular function: calcium ion binding. Gene Ontology annotation, cellular component: mitochondrion; cytoplasm. The record is from RefSeq and is a predicted model, not a curated record.